Molecule: messenger RNA, 1524 nt
Organism: Pocillopora meandrina
Lineage: Eukaryota; Metazoa; Cnidaria; Anthozoa; Scleractinia; Pocilloporidae
Source: the annotation of a GenBank genome assembly
AUGCGUGCUAACAUUUCACCUCUGCAAUUUCCAAUUAUAACUGAGCCUCAAGUUAAACAAGCCAUUGUCGGGAAGUUGGACAUAAAUGACACAUCUAUUUCCGGAAUCGCAAUUGCAUAUCUUCCGGGUACUCUUGAGCUUACGGCAACAGUCACAGCAGCUUUUAAUCUCGAUUUAAGCCAAACGAUAUCGGACUUUUCUUUUCGUAGCCUCAAGACGGCACUAAGCUCUCUUUCUAUUGAAUUCAAUGGCACAAACUUUACUGUCUUCAAUGUAAUUAUGAGAUAUUUUAAUUGUCCUGUAAAAGAAAUCUUCCAACCCGAUGAGUAUACAUUGCAAGGAGAUGUAGUAACUAUCUCAGCUACUGGAGAAACGUUUCAAGAAAUUGACUUUUACACGAACGAAAUCAAUCUGACAAAUGGGUCUUACGUUCCCUCAGGGGUCCUUACAGUGUGCAAACAACCCGCGAUAAACUGUUCAGGGGUUUUCAUUCGAUUGACGAAGGACGAAUAUUUCAUUUCGUCAAACUAUUCUCUUUAUCGAAACGUUUCGGGAGAAGUCAUAAAGCCUGGACGGUUUCAUUUUAUUAAUGGAUAUCUAUGGUUUUGUGUAAACUUCUCUUCGAGUUACUCUUAUGAAACGCUGACGAAUGAUUCAACGAUGGAGGAAAUGGUCCCGGAGGUGCUAACUUAUGUCGGUCUCUCCGUCUCGAUUUUCAGUUUUCUGAUAGUCUUAGUGACUUAUUCACUAUUUAAAGAGCUUCGCACUUUACCCGGAGUCAAUUUGAUGAAUUUUUCUAUAGCACAUUUGUUUAAGGACUCACUUUUCAUUGCUUCUGGAUGCGGAUUGCCAAAGCUUGCAUGUACAAUAGUUGCCAUAACAAUGCAUUAUUUCUUAUUAGCGUCCUUCACUUGGAUGUCAAUUAUUGCAUUUGAAACGUGGAGGACAUUUUCCAAAAUCCGCAUCCAGCCCAGAAAUCCAAGCAGAAGGCAAAAGUGUGGUAACGUGCUAAGAAGAAUGGCUUGCGGAUGGGUCCCUCCGUUUGUUUUUGUCUUUGUGUGCGUAACUCUUGACCAGUCCCGCGCGGCCUCUUUUCGCUAUGGCGAGACUGGGACCAACAGCUGCUGGAUAAACAUUCCCACUGCAAAUUUGUUCUCGUUCAUUUUGCCAAUAGCUAUCGCCAUUUCGUUUAACAUUGUGUUCUUUGUCUUGACUGUGAUAGCUAUACGGAAAACAAACCAGCAGGCGAGAGAGGCAACUCACCACGCAGCGAAUCACAAAACUGCCGCGGUAUUUGCCAAAAUUUUUAUCCUGAUGGGGUUUACAUGGAUUCUUGGCUUCUUGCAGGGUCUGGUGUCGGAAUACUUUCGAUACCCGUUUAUCAUAUCAACAACUUUCACGGGACUGUAUGUUGCACUGGCGUUUGUGUUUACAUCACGAGUAAAGGGGCUUUGGCGCAGCUUGUGCGCUGACAACACUUCUGUUCCACCAACAACUCGUUACAGCAGUCAAGAUCGUGUAUAA